Messenger RNA from Rhincodon typus (whale shark), 5025 nucleotides. RefSeq names its product sorting nexin-25. Bases 274 to 2511 code for a protein of 745 amino acids. The record is from RefSeq and is a predicted model, not a curated record. Gene Ontology annotation, molecular function: phosphatidylinositol binding. The transcript has 16 exons. NCBI's taxonomy places the organism in Eukaryota, Metazoa, Chordata, Chondrichthyes, Orectolobiformes, Rhincodontidae. Gene Ontology annotation, cellular component: early endosome membrane; intracellular membrane-bounded organelle.
ACUUUUAAAAUACCAUGGAAUAUCUCAAUUGAACCUGCUUCCGCUACACGUUCCAGCAAGUUUGAGUCGCCAGGAGAACGAAUACAAGUGAUAUUUUGGAUGUAUUUAGUUUGUGCUUCCGACCCUCUGAAAGCGGGACGUUUAAUUUGCUCAUGUCCCAUGAGUCAGCCAACGGCAAAAGGGCUUUAUCUCUCCUCUCCACACCCUCCCCCCGCUUCCGGAGACAGGCUCCGCCCCUGUUAGUAUGUUUUUGUAUUGUCUGUGCGCGGAGACAUGUCUCUGAAACAGCUACUUGCUGGCGUUCUUUUUGUCGCUCCUUUUAUCUACUGGAGCCCUAGCUUGUUGCUAGAUGUGUCGCCACUGCUGCUGUUGGCUUUCAGCUGGAGGCUGCUCGAUGCUCCGGCCACAGAGAGGAACAGAGAUGAGCUGAACCACAGCCUGGAUCCCCGGGAUCAGGGAUUGCCCGAGAGAACCGCGGAAGUAAACCAACCUCAUGAUCAUGUGGAUGCAAUUGAUGGGAGAGUGCUUGAUCCAGCCCUUCGACAGUCCCUCAGGAAAGUGUUUGAAUGCAGUUACUCACAGUUCAUCUUGUUAUGGUACAAUCCACCUGAACCCCGAACUGAUCAGCCACUCUACCAGGUCCUGCUCCAUGAGUUUAACUUGGCUGUAGAUCAUGCAGUCUCAAAGAUUCUGAAUCUGGACCUCACCAGAAUAGAAAUCGAAUUGAUUCGAAGACUUACCAACCAUUUGCAUACUGCCAAGAAGAGAAAGGAGAGAGGGAAGAUGUUCCAAACUCGACAAGAAGAGGUGUCUUUUCUGAGGGAGGCUGCAGAAACCCUGAUAGGCAAUCUCCUUCCGGAUUCAUUAUGGAAAUUAAAUACUUACCAACAAGUACUGAAGGAGGUUGUUGCACUGAAAGUUUUAGAGGAAGUGAUAAACACGGUCUGUGAUGUGGAUUUUAUCAAUCAGACAUUGAUCAAAUUUUUGGAUAAAGAUUCAGAUGAAACUAAAGAAGUUGAAGACGUUAAAAACCCUUCCCCAAAAAUGGGCACAAAAAAUGAAAUCAAUAUUCCUAAGGCAAACAAGAAAAAGAAAUGGAGCAAAAAAGCAUUGAAACGAGUACAAAAGUUCUUAAAAAUAUUUGAGAGAGUUAGAAAGAAGAGUACUGAAACCAGGUCGUCAUUUGGCUACACAGAUGAAGUUGAUGGACAGUCUUGUUCUGAACAUGAAGAUGUUGACCAGAACUUUAGAUCGUUUCCUGCGAAUGUGUCCAAUUUGGAAGACAGUAUUGACGAUUCUGCUGAAGAAGACGGUUUCAAAUUUCAUGAUGAGAUGCUUGAAUGGCUGAAAGAAAACAGCCUUAUUCCCUCUGAAAAUGAAGAAACAUCACUAAGAAACUGCAAGAUCACUAUUUCAAAGGUACUUUGGGACGAAAUAAAGAAUCCAACUUGUAUAAUAGAUGUAGAAAAUCUGGAAGUUGCGGAGGAAUGCUGGUCUGUUCAGAGAAAAUACCAUGAAUUUGAGAACCUUCAGAAAGAGCUCAGUAAGACAUUCAAUUCUUUGGUUGGAACAAGGCUCCCAUCAAUCAAACCUGACAUAACUGACAGCAAAUUCAAAGAAGACAUUGAAUGUCAACUAAAUGGGUUUUUAAAGAAGCUGGUGUCUGAAGAGUCCAUUUUGCAGAAUGAGAGUACACGCAAAUUCUUCUCGGCCAAUGAUCAGCUUCGAGAGUACUGGGGCCUCUUAAAAUCUCUGUUCAAUGAGGAUGAUGAGGUAAUUUGUACAGCAAGUGAUACUUCGGAAGGCCCACGUGACACUGAUGUGGAUGAAGAUGAGCCUUUGGAAACAGCGCCAGAAAACGCAGAGAUGCCAAACCGAGACUCUGCAGAAUCACUACCUUCUGAAAUGUUUAGUGAAAACUCUGAAGCAGAUUGUGGCUUCAGAUGUAUGUCGGGUACUUCUAAAAAGAAAGUUGCAGGUGGAACCCGGAUUUGCCGCGGGGAGAUGAUAAAUAGACCAUCUCAGAAAAAGGUUCAACGAACUACAGAACAGACAGGAUGCCUCACAGACCAGCUUCAGGAGCUCUUGGAAGAAUUGCUUUGUACAGAGGAUUACCGUUUCAACAAAGUAUUUCUGACAACUGUGCUAAGUCCUCUCCUGACAUACAAGAGGAAAUUUUUUGAGAAAAAGCUGGACCAGUUCUUCAGUAAGGAACAAAUAGUUUUGUAUGUGGACUGUCUAAGAGAGACAUUAUGGCCUAAUGGAAAGCCUGCAGAACCACUUCCAGAAAGAUCCCUUAAAGAGAAAACCAUUGCUAAAGAGAGAGCUGAGGAAUUACUGCAGGAGAAAGCUUCAGGUUUUAUAUAUUCUGUUCUUCAUGGUAAAAAAAUUGUGAAACUUUUGUUCCCCAUAUUUCAAGAUGCGGAAACUAAUAAGACACUUGUAUAUAACGUGCUGAAGUUUCUGUUGUCUGAAAUCACAGCCGGCAAUAAAGGAUCCUUGGUAACCUGAUGUGAUGUCUUGUUUGAGAAGAAUAAACGACAAUGUGUUAAAUGAUAAAUCACUAUGACAGCAACCAAAUUGGAAAAGAAAAUUGCCUUGGAACAAAUUAUGAUAUUCAUAAACAAUUAAAAAUGUUAGGAGCAUGCUGUUCAAAAUGCUCUUCUGCAGACUACAAAGAUUCCGCCAACUCAUCUGACCACUUGACAAUGGAAUGACAAUGAAAUGUUUUAUAGAUAUUUUUAAUCAAUCUGUUCAGAAAUGUUAUUAUACAGCUCUGGAGCAGGUGGGACCCGAGCCCAGGCCUCCUUACUCAGGGUAGGGACACUACACAUGGCCCAUGAAAUGCUUUACAAGCUUGUGGGAGUGGCAGUGCUUAUUCAUCGAUCUUUGUGCCAGAUAUUGAAACAUGUAUCUUCCAGAUUUUUAAAAAAUAUUUCAGGAUUAGCAACAAUAUGUGAGUCAUACAUUGACAGACAAUCUGCAAUACCUUAAACGUGGUGUUUACACAAGAGGUUGAGUUCUUUCCGAGGGAUGUUUUCAAGCCAGUCAGCAUCCUGAACCAUUCCUUUCCACCAUGUAUACAAAGAAUAUUGUGUGCCUCUGAUUUUUACUCCAUGGAAUUUUUUUUUGGUGCACUGAAAAUGUCUCUCCUUGGAGACUUCCGAUAUCACUGUGCCUUUGACCAAACUUGUAAAUCAGAAUGUAAUUUCCAUUGAUUUCCUUCCUGUAUUUUAAAUAUGUUAUUUCUGUUUUUCUGAGACAUUUUACCCUUUUACAAGCACUGUAUUAAUGUAUAUUUUUGUGAACAGAUUUGCAAUCCUUAGUUUAUUUUUAAAAUUCAACAGAAUUGUAUAGAAUUCAAUUCCUGUAGAUGAUGUAUGAGGAGCUCCAUGUUUAAGUCUUAUUGGAGUUAGUAGAUCCCUAGAUGGGAUCAGGAAGGUACAGAGUGUAGAAGCAUAGAAAAUCAGCAGCAAAUAGAGUUAAAGGGUGACAAAAUGAUAAAAAGACAACAUUUGAAUGUAUAUCAUAUUCAGAACAAAAUAAAUGAACUAACAGCAUAGUUAGAGGUAAUAGAUAUGAUCAUAUAGCCACAAUGGAGAUAUGAUUAUGCUAGGAGGUAAACCGGGAACUAAAUAUUGAGGGGCAUGUGACUUUUUGAAAGGAAAGACAGGAAGGUAUAGAUGAUGGGGUGGUUUUGUUCGAAUGGACAGAAUAAAUAUGAUAGCAAGAAAUGAUCUCGCAUUGAAAGAUGCAGAAUCAAUGGAUGAGUGGAGGUAAUAGAUAACAAGAGGAAGAAGACAUUAGUGGGAGUAAUCUAUAGGUCCUCAAACAGUAGCUCUACUGCAAGACAGAAUAAAUCCGGAUAUAACGAGGGCUUGUAAAAAGCGGGAACAUUGUGCAUUAAUCACAAAAAGCUAGCAGCCAAGUUCAGCAGGUGAUUAGGAAGGCAAAUGGCAUGUUAGCCUUUAUUUCAAAUGGAAUGGAGUACAAAAAUAGGGAGGUUACUAAAACUAUACAAGGCACCAGUUUGACUACCCGUGGAAUAUUGUGAACAGUUUGGUCCCCAUAUCUAAGGAAAGAUAUACUGGCAUUAGAGGCAGUGCAGAGAAGGUUCAAUAGCUUAAUUAUCAGGUAUGGAGGGAUUUUCUUGAGAGAUUGAGUAGUUUGGGCCUGUACCCAUUGCAGUUUAGAAGAGAGAGAAGCAACCUUAUUGAAACAAACAAGCUUCUUAGGGGCCUUGACAGAGUAAAUGUGGAAAGGUUGGUUCCCCUAGUAUAAGAGUCUAGGACCAGAGGGCAUAAUCUCAAAGUAAGGGAUUGCCCAUUUAAGACAGAGCUGAGGAGGUAUUUAUUAGAGGGUGGUGAAUCUGUGGAAUUCUUUACUGCAGAAGGCUGUUGAGGCUGGGAUAGACAGAUUUUUAAUCAGUAAGGGAAUCAAGAGGAAAAUGCAGAAAAGUGGAGUUGAGGAUUAUUAGAAACAGACGUUGUUGGAAAAGCUCAGCCGGUUUGGUAGCAUCUGUGAAGAGAAAGCAGAGUUUACGUUUCGGGUACAGUGACCCUUCCUCAGAAUGGUUUUUAUUGAGGAUUAUUAGGUUAGCCAUGAUCUCAUUGAACAGUGGAGCAGACUCAAUGGGCUGAAAGGCCUACUUCUGUUCCUGCGCCUUUUAGUUUAAAUGGUAUAUUUCAAGUGAAUUAACAUUUUAGGACAGAUGUGCUUAUCUGCUUUAUAUUUUGUCAGUCCUAGAAAUUGCAUAUUGUCUGCAGGUCAAAACCUUUAUCAAACUUCAGGUAUUUUGAAACAAACAUAGAAUACUGGAAAACUCAACACCUGGAAAAAUCUGUCAGGCCUGCUGAGUUUUCUGUGUUUGUUUCAGAUUUCCAGGAUCUGCAGUAUUUUGCUUUAAUUCAGAUACUUUGAAUUUAUUGGCUGUACUUUUAUGUGUAAUAUUUUAAAUUUGAACUUGUAAGUGGACUUUUCAAAUGUAUUCCUUAGCCUAUUUUAAAUUUCAGUUUUGUUCAAUGA